Messenger RNA from Centropristis striata (black sea bass), 868 nucleotides. It is a transcript of the gene mrpl22, whose product is annotated as mitochondrial ribosomal protein L22. Lineage: Eukaryota; Metazoa; Chordata; Actinopteri; Perciformes; Serranidae. The coding region runs from base 140 to 766 and encodes 208 amino acids. The record is from RefSeq and is a predicted model, not a curated record. The transcript has 7 exons. Gene Ontology annotation, molecular function: structural constituent of ribosome. Gene Ontology annotation, cellular component: mitochondrial large ribosomal subunit; ribosome. Gene Ontology annotation, biological process: ribosome assembly; translation.
UAUAACCGGUUUUAAUAGGUCUCGCAUGCAGUGAAGACGAAAGAUAGCAAGACAAAUGUCACUGUUAACAUUGUAAACAGUACUACCGUCAAGCAUAGACUGCCGUCAAGCGAAUACGGUAGCGUCGUAAAAAUGCAACAUGGCGACUGCAAUGACAAGACGUGGUAUGGCUUUUAUUAGGAAUAUAUCUGGGUCGUUGCAUUCAAGGUUUCAAGUCCUGACUGGUGGUCCUCAGCAGCUCGCAUGUCUUCAUACCACAGCUUCACUGGAAGCAAAGAACUGGGAGAAGAAGAAUUUUAGGCUGUAUCCACCUCAGCUACCAGAUGAGCCCCGCAGACCAGCAGAGAUCCACCACAGCAGGAGGCAGAUUAAGUACAGCAAAGACAAGAUGUGGUACCUGGCAAAAAUGGUCAAAGGGAUGAGCAUAGAUGAGGCCAUUGCACAGUUGGAGUUCAACGACAAGAAAGGGGCAAAGAUCAUGAAAGAGGUUCUUUUGGAGGCUCAGGAAAUGGCAGUCAGAAAUCACAAUGUUGAGUACAAAUCCAACCUGUAUUUAGCUGAGUCCCACUCCGGCAAAGGGAAGUACUUGAAGCGCAUCCGUUACCACGGUCGGGGGAUGUUUGGAAUCAUGGAAAGAGUUUAUUGUCACUAUUUUGUCAAGCUGGUGGAGGGCUCGCCUCCAAAAAAGGAAGUGAAAACAAGCUUCGACCAGGCCAAAGAGUACGUCCAGAGCCUCAAGGACAGAACCAUCAUCCACAGUCUGUAAACCAUCUGAUAGGAUCAUAUUCCACCUUUUACCUUUCCUGUAUAUUUGCGUAUCUGUUAUUUCACAUUUGUAUAUAAAUAAAUGAUUGAAUGGGGAAUGAGA